AUGCAUAUAAUUAUGGAAGCGAUUGAAAACUUUGAAGGAACUGUGUCAGUUGGAGGACAAAACGUGUUCAAUCUUAGAUUUGCGGAUGACCUAGAUCUGAUUGCAGGUAGCAAGGAGGAACUAGCUAACAGCACGGAAAAGUUAGACAACACAACAAGAAAGUAUGGAAUGGAGAUAAGCAGUGAAAAGAGCAAGAUUAUGCAACUGGCCAAAUUGAAUAACAUUUGGAACAACAAGAAAAUUCGAGUGGGAAUAAAGAUCAGGCUUAUGCACGCUCUCGUUACGUCUAUAGUGCUUUAUGGAUGCGAGUCAUGGACACUCAGCAAACGUCUGGAAAGGAGGCUGAACGCUUUCGAAAUACGUUGCUUUCGACGCAUACUGGGAGUCAGCUACCGGGAUCACCGUACCAACGUCUCCAUAAUUCAAGAGAUCACUGACAAGGCAGGAUCGUUCGAACCACUUCUUGAAAUAGCCAGAAGAAGGAAACUGCAGUGUCACAGUAGUAAAAUCCUCCUGAAAAUCAUUGCUGGGUUCAUGGAAACAAAAUUAGAUGAUGGAAUUACAGAUGAACAAGCUGGGUUUCGUCCUAGAAAAGACAGGGGGAUCCUCCAGGCCGCCACGCCUCGCCCUUCAACUCUGGCAACCAUGUCAAGUUUUAAUGAGGCUCUCGAAAACGGGGAUUGCCUUGACCUCUGCAAGUCGUAUAUAACUUUCGAGUCAUUCGUUCUAGUUGCCUUUGGAGCAUCUGGUGGCAGUCGCGGCCCUGAUUGUGGCUGGGGCUUCGGAGGAGGAAGUGGAUUUGAUGGCUUCGCCGGUGGAGUGAAUUCGUUUGGUGGAUCGGGAGGCUUUGCAGAUGGGUUUGGUGGAGUUGGAGGCCUUGAUGGUGGAUUAGGUGCCCUUGGUGGAUUGAGUAGUCUUGAUGGUAGACUGAAUGGUUUCGAUGGUGGAUUAGGUGGAUUCGGUGUCCUUGACGGUGGAUUGAGUGGUUUCGAUGGUGGAUUAGGUGGAUUCGGUGGCCUUGACGGUGGAUUGAGUGGUUUCGAUGGUGGAUUAGGUGGAUUCAGUGGCCUUGAUGGUGGAUUGAGUGGUUUCGAUGGUGGAUUCGGUGGCCUUGACGAUGGGUUGAGUGGUUUCGAUGGUGGAUUAAGUGGUUUCGAUGGUGGAUUAGGUGGAUUCGGUGGCCUUGAUGGUGGAUUGAGUGGUUUCGAUGGUGGAUUAGGUGGAUUCGGUGGCCUUGAUGGUGGAAUAGGUGGGUUUGAUCCUGGAUUAACUGGAUUUGAUGGCUUUAGUGGGGCUGGCAACAUAGAUGGUGGACUGGGUGGUUUUGAUGGCGACGGAUUAGGUACCUUUGCUGCUGGUUUAACCGGUCUCGAAGGUGGACUCACUAGAUUGGAUGGUGGAUUAGGUGGUUUUGAUGGUGGAUUAAGUGGCUUUGAUGGUGGAAUAGGUGGAUUCGGCGGUCUCGAUGGUGGAUUAAGUGGAUCAGUUGGUGGACUAAGUAGCCAGCUGAGUGGCCUUGGUAGUGACCUGAGUGGAUUUGAUGGAGGACUGACAAGUUUUGAUGGUGCUGUCGCCUCUGCACUUAUAGCGGGGCCGGGCUUUGAUGCAUCCGGUGGAGGAGUAGGGGGCCAGGGUGGACUGAGUGCGGGUGGAGGACUUACAGACUCCUCCGCGGUAGUCUCAGGCGGAGGCGAUGUUGGAGUUGGACUUCCUCGGGGAGGCGCUGUUAGUUCCGGAGGCGGCGGGGGAGACGCCGCUGGCACUGGGCUCCCCUUCGGAGGCGUGGCCGAUGGCGUUGGUAGUCCUGUUGAUACCUCCUUUGGCGUUGGUAGCCCUGUUGAUGCCUCCUUUGGCGUUGGUAGCCCUGUUGAUACCUCCUUUGGCGUUGGUAGCCCUGUUGAUGCCUCCUUUGGCGUUGGUAGCCCUGUUGAUGCCUCCUUUGGCGUUGGUAGCCCUGUUGAUACCUCCUUUGGCGUUGGUAGCCCUGUUGAUGCCUCCUUUGGCGUUGGUAGCCCUGUUGAUGCCUCCUUUGGCGUUGGUAGCCCUGUUGAUGCCUCCUUUGGCGUUGGUAGCCCUGUUGAUGCCUCCUUUGGCCCUGCUGAUACCUUAGUUAGUGUUGGUAGCCCUGUCACUGCCUCCCUUGGUACCCCGACUGAUGCCUCCAUUGGCAUCGGCAGCCAUGGCGAUGCCUCUGUUGGUAUUGCUGAUGCAUUCGUUGGAGGUCUCAUCGACAGCCCCGUCGACGUCUCCGCUAGUUUGGCUGGGUCUAGCGCCCUCACAGCAAACCCUGUUGCGGGGUCGAUCAGUACUGGGAGCUCAAGUUCUCUUGUUUCUGGCAACCACGGGGGCGCUAGCGCCCCCCCUCCGACCCUCAAAAGCUUUAUGAAUUUCGGAAGCCCCGUCAGUGUUGGCACCUCUGCAAGUGCUGCAGGCUCUAUGACGGUUGGCAGUCCUGUCAGCAUUAGUGCUCCUUUAAGUGUCGAGAGUUCUAUGCCUAUUGGUAGCCCUGUCAGUGUUAGCAGUCCUCUAAGUGCUACGAGUUCUAUGACAAUUGGCAGCCCUGUUACUGUUAGCAGUCCUUCGGGGUUUAAGAGCACGAUGACAAUUGGCAGCCCUGUAAGCGUGAGUUCUCCCGCGCAGACUACAACUACAGUUGCUAGCGGACCCGAGAGUGCUAGCCGUCCUCCAAGGAUUGGAACUUCCACACAUGUUACAGGCACGGUGGGUAUUGCUAGUCCUGCAAGUGUUAGUAACGCUAGAAGUGUGGGUACAUCCGCAAGUGUUGCUGUUGGCAGCCCUGUGAGCGUUAGUAGUACAGUAGGUGCUGGAAGUGGAGUAAGUGUCAAGAGCACUAUGACAGUUGGCAGCCCCGUGAGUGUCGGCAGCCACGGCGUCACGACCGCAGGCCCUGUUCUCGCCCACGGCAGCAGAGGUCGAGGCGAGGGUGACCACAGCAGCAGAAGAACCAGUGGCUCCUUUAGCAUCACGAAGGCCCACCUGACACACGUUGGCACCUUCGAAGGCCGUGACAUUAUAGAUCACAUAUUCGAUGGCGAUAACUUCAGCGUCACCAAAGCUCGACUGACCCACGUUGGCACUUUGCCCCCGUCCGGCUCUUCCGGUGCCAGUCGAGAUUACAGCAGAUAAAGAGAUUCCAAGACACAGGUUCCAAGAAAUGGGUGUGUGCUUGUGUAUGUGCUGCGUACGAUCCAUCUCUAAGGACUAUGUAAAUAAGUUUCAGAUAAUGUGUUUGGUGUGCUGCUGUAAAACCUGAUGUAGAAAGCGGAAA
Messenger RNA from Penaeus chinensis, 3289 nucleotides. Its product is annotated as PE-PGRS family protein PE_PGRS16-like. The record is from RefSeq and is a predicted model, not a curated record. Lineage: Eukaryota; Metazoa; Arthropoda; Malacostraca; Decapoda; Penaeidae. Bases 1 to 3147 code for a protein of 1048 amino acids. The transcript has 11 exons.